CAUACUCCCAAAAACCAAAUCUCCGCUUACACGAGAGUAGGGUUUGAUACCAAGGAAUUGGAUAGGAAGGGAUCGGCGUCCGACCUUUGUCGGAUGCACUAGCUAGUUUUUGAGUGGUGCAUUUUGCAGGUACGAGACAACGGCACCGAAAGCGAGGGUCCUGGAAGAAAAUGAGGGGGGAUCCUUCUCGUGGAGGAUUCUUGUUGGAUUAUUCCUGUACCGGCCAAUGGUAGGGGCAGGAAAAAGCAAGCGGUCACCGUAUUUCGGGAUGCUACUGCUCGGUCUCGUAUUCCCAAGGAAAUCGAAAACAGCGGGAGCUCGGUUAGUUGGAGAAGCUUGUCGGGACGUCAAGGAGUCGGCAAGGCUGUUCGAGUGGGGGACAUACUCUUCUGAAGCCUUCAAAGGGUAUGCUGUUAGUAAAAGAGGAGGCGCAAUUCGCCUGUGCUGCUGUCUUGAUAUCCCUGACCGCCAGGGCUUCGAUGCUGCAGGGGAGACGCUAGCAAAAGUUAAUUCCAAACACGAAGCCAACGGCGACAGCGAAAGAAAAGCAAAGAAACAAAAGUUGCGGAGGCUCUCACAAGUUGCGGGGAAGGAAACUGCAGGACGCUGGUGACCCGCAGGGCUCCUAACCAAUUGCAAUGCCGCCCGCAGCUGGAGUGCUCAAUUGGAUUUGAUAUCUGGCGCCACUGCUAGGAUGGUUUGACUCGCGACGAUAGGCGAAGGUCCGCGGCGGCAUGAUGAGCAGGA
Molecule: messenger RNA, 747 nt
Organism: Trematosphaeria pertusa
Lineage: Eukaryota; Fungi; Ascomycota; Dothideomycetes; Pleosporales; Trematosphaeriaceae
Exons: 1
Coding region: 227-613 (128 amino acids)
Source: RefSeq, a predicted model, not a curated record